Molecule: messenger RNA, 750 nt
Organism: Hydatigera taeniaeformis
Lineage: Eukaryota; Metazoa; Platyhelminthes; Cestoda; Cyclophyllidea; Taeniidae
Source: the annotation of a GenBank genome assembly
AUGGAGUGUGUUCUGAAUACAAUAACCGUAUGGCGCGAGGCAGGUGAGAGGGAUGCCUAUAGGAAUCUUCUGGAGAAGUUUCCAACAGGAGCUGUUGCUUGCGUCUCCGAUAGUUACAACAUUUGGAAUGCGUGUGAAAAGAUCUGGGGAGAGGAUCUUCAUAACUUGGUUGUGAAUCGAGAGGGCACUCUGGUCAUCCGGCCGGAUUCGGGUAAUCCUGAAAAAGUGGUAGUCCAGGUACUGGAAAUUCUGGGCCAAAAGUUCGGCUAUAGUCUUAAUAACCUGGGCUUCAAGGUGCUCCCACCAUAUCUCCGCCUCAUUCAAGGCGACGGCAUCAAUCUCGAGAGCCUUGGGAAGAUCCUGGAGAACGUGAAGGCGGCUGGCUGGAGCACUAUCAACGUCUCUUUCGGCAGUGGCGGUGCCCUGUUGCAGCGUCUCAAUCGGGACACUCAGAAAUGCGCCUUCAAAUGCAGCCAUGCUGUCAUCAACGGCAAACAGGUGAGUGCAAGUGUCAGCGCUGCUUAUGAUGACGACGAUGAUGAUGGUGAUGAGAGUGUCUAUAACAUCUGCCACAUCAACAUCCUUCCAUGCAGACCCGUUGACGUUUGCAAGCAUCCGAUCACUGAUCCACAGAAGCAUUCCAAGAAGGGUCGUCUGUGCCUCCAACGAUCGGCGUCGCAAAACGGAUUCGUCACGAUGGAGGAGGGUCAGGGCGAUUUGGAGAAAGUGAGCCACUUCGCAUGCGGUCCU